AUGCCACCACCAACCCAACAAUCCCGCCCGUUCUUUUCAAACUUCCUCGCCGCCUUUCGUUCCUCACAGCUCUCCUCUACCCCGAUCAUAAGCAACACCUCUUCAUCCUCACAUCAAAAACCUCACACACAUUCCCAUUCCCAUUCACAUUCGCAUUCACAAUCCACACCCUCACAACCACGACAAAUAAGUACAAGCACAAAACCAAACGCUACAUCCAAUGCCAUCCGAGGAAUCGACCGCACUCUCACAAAUAGCAAUAGCGGAAGUAGUCCCAUAGGAAGUUACGAUUCGAGUCCUAGUCCCGGAGCAUCGAGUUAUCUCCACCAAAACCAAAACGCGAGUUCGAACCCAAACACAACGAAUCCUACUUCCCCACCUACAAGUUCGGGUUCAAAUAUGAAUCAGGCUGGGAAUGGAAAUUCAUCAUAUGCUCAUGCGAAUAAAUAUGGACGGUUCAAAACAUCGGCGGAUAGAAGGGGGAGUGAUAGUAGUUCGGAGGGUUUUAGAGAUGUGAUCGGGAAGGAGAAAUGGUAUAUUGGAGGUCGUACGCAAGGGGGGGAGGAGAGAUAUUUUCAGUUGGGAGUGGUGAGGAGGAGGAGAAGCGGGGGCGAAAUGAGUUUGGAUCGGUUGAGUUUGUGA
Messenger RNA from Sclerotinia sclerotiorum 1980 UF-70, 642 nucleotides. RefSeq lists its product as hypothetical. Lineage: Eukaryota; Fungi; Ascomycota; Leotiomycetes; Helotiales; Sclerotiniaceae. The transcript has a single exon. The record is from RefSeq and is a predicted model, not a curated record. Bases 1 to 642 code for a protein of 213 amino acids.